AUGAAUAGAUAUAGAGAUAUUAUUAAUAUAAAAAUCAAUCAAUCAAUCAAUCUAUCUAUCUAUCUAUCUAUCUAUCUAUCUAUCUAUCUAUCAUAUCUGUUCAUAUCUAUCUUAGUAUUUUCAGUUUCUAUCUAUCUAUCUAUCUAUCUAUCUGUCUGUUUGUCUGAGUCUACUACUCAUAUCUAUGUAUCUAUCUAUCUCAUCAACUCAUAUCUAUCUAUCUAUCUAUCUAUCUAUCUAUCUAUCUAUCUAUCUAUCUAUCUAUCUAUCUAUCUAUCUCAGUCUACUCAUAUCUAUCUAUCUAUCUAUCUAUCUAUCUAUCUAUCUAUCUAUCUAUCCCUCUGCCUGUCUCAGUCUACUCAUAUCUAUCUAUCUAUCUAUCUAUCUAUCUAUCUAUUUCAGUCUAUUCAUAUCUAUCUAUCCAUCUAUCUAUCCUUCUGCCUGUUUCUAUCUAUCUAUCUAUCUAUCUAUCUAUCUAUCUAUCUAUCUAUCUAUCUAUUUCAGUCUAUUCAUAUCUAUCUAUCUAUCUAUCCCUCUGCCUGUCUCAGUCUACUCAUAUCUAUCUAUCUAUCUAUCUAUCUAUCUAUCUAUCUAUCUAUCUAUCUAUCUAUCUCAGUCUGUUCAUUCUAUCUUAUUCUGUUCAAAGCUAUAUUCUUUCUUUCGCACACCUUCUUUUUCCCUCUCAUUCAAUUAGUCCUCUCUCUCUCUCUCACGUUCAUCCCCCCCCGUAGGAUUCUUUCUAUCUCCCUCACACAUGAUCUUUCUGGCUUCGAUCUUACUCUUUCCUUUCAAUUGAUAAAUCUAUCUAUCUAUCUAUCUAUCUAUCUAUCUAUCUAUCUAUCUAUCUAUCUAUCUAUCUCAGUCUACUCAUAUCUAUCUAUCUAUCUAUCUAUCUAUCUAUCUAUCUAUUAG
Acanthosepion pharaonis is the source of this 912-nucleotide messenger RNA. NCBI's taxonomy places the organism in Eukaryota, Metazoa, Mollusca, Cephalopoda, Sepiida, Sepiidae. The record is from the annotation of a GenBank genome assembly.